AGCAUCGUAAACAUGACAAGUAACGAACAGUUAAGUUUGGAGCCGUAUUGAUUUGAACCCGUUCUUUCGCAAGAGGAAAUUGAGAAAAGAAGGCGUUCAGUGGAGUCGCAGUCCAGGCAGACGGUACAGUUUCUUCAUACACAUGUCUCGAACCUCAACUUGUCAUUAUGUACAGUGAUUACGCAAAUGAUGGAUUCACCGUUUACAUGCUAGUCUGUUCUUUUCAGAUGACUUUGUUGGGUCAGGAAUAUUGAUAAAACUGUUUCACAUCUCCCCUUCGCAUUAAUCUCGGCUGAGAGUCGCCUUGGCUGAAUAUUUGGACUGACGCCGUCACCGUGCCGAAUCUCAGCCGAGAUUACCCUUCGCAUUAGUGCAAUUACCAGCUUGACAGGAAGGCAUCAACCUAUUUAUUCGUAAAAUCUACCACAUGAUCUUAAUUAGAAUUUCAUCAAAAUCGGAACAGACGGUGUGACGUCAAAAUCAUUGAUUUUUGUGGUCUUGAAAACAAAAGAGAUCCACCAAACUCCCCGUCGAGGCCUCAUUAUGUCACCUACGUUUGUGACCAAACGAACUCUGGCGGAAGUUUGAGAGAUCCAUCACGGCAGCCUCUCUAAAUGGCGGGAAUUUCGAUUCUUAACGUUUUCAAAUUAGUACUGUUCAAGCCUAUCAUCAGAAUAGUACAUGUAUAACAAAUUGCUAUCAUAUCAAGUAAUUUGGUGGGGUGGGGUGGGGGUGGGGGUGUUGCUUUAAUUAUAGAUUGCGGUUUUUAUUACUACUGUUCGAUUCCAUUUCUACGUAAUACAAACGUUAUCUUUUGAUUGCCGAAUCAUUUUCGUUUUCCUCUGACUGUUGAAACGGGUGCAGGGUCAAACAUAUCCAACUAUAUCGGGUAUGAUCACCGUCGUUAUCCACGGUGUCGCUAAAACUGGUCAUUUGUCACAGAAAUUAAAAAGAUAAUUAUUAUAAGUGGUGUAUUGAUUGUACGGUGGUAAUAAGUUGUGCGAACGACAUAAUAUCUCAUGUGAACGACAUAAUAUUUUUCAAAAAUAAGACUGAAGUAAAAAAAAAAAAUAUUUGCAUGUCCUAUAUAUACCACCGUAUACAACCGUAGUAUUUUGGGUAUUUAACUAAAUUUGGGGGGAAGAAGAAGAAAAACACAUACAGCAGUAAAUUUUUCAUUUUUUUUUUUAUACAGAUGUAGACUUUAUUUUCAAAUCUAUUUUCACGUACCGUACUUGACUUUUAUGUGUAAAUUGUGUUGCUCGACAAGUUUCGUCUUUACUGCAUGUAAAAUAAUCCCACGGGGCUUCCAUACAUUUAUCACGCGCCGCCGUUCAUUUUGUCAAUACACGAUACGAGUUACACAAGUUGUGACCUACUUUCUCCGAGCUUUGGCGUGACUUCAUGCUUCAGUCAUAAUAAGGAGGAGUCUACAUGUACCUUGUCUUAGCCUAGACAUGAAAUAACUCUAAGAAUGGAAGAGCUUGUGAAUGAAGAAAUAUGGCCAGAAGAAUUUUCUGGAGCCGCUUAUGGGCUAACAAUGGUGUUCAUAUCAUUAGUAGGAUUUUAUGUUUUAAGUGUUUUUGCCGAGGUUUUGAUACCUAGAGCUGCUGAAAAUCACGCUUGGAAAUGGAAAAACAUUUCAACUUCACUUGUUCAUUCAAUUAUCAGUGGCUUAUGGUCUUGUAUAUGUUUCUACGACAACCCAAAGUUGGCAGAAGACAUGAUCCAAACACACACUGUAUUAGCGCAUACUUUGAUCAGUGUGUCUGUUGGAUACUUUAUAUAUGAUAGUAUUGACAUGCUGGUAUACCAAAGAAGUCGGCAGUCGUAUGAGCUGUUGGGUCACCAUGUCGUGAUCAUCAUCUGUUUUGGUGUGUCCAUUGUUUCGCGGAUGUACAUUGGAUAUGCAGUAGUGGCCUUAGUGAUAGAGCUAAACAGUAUAUUCCUACACCUUCGGCAGAUUUUUCAGAUUUGCCAAUUUAAGAAAGACAAUAAAAUAUACAGAUUAAAUAGUAUCAUCAACUUAGGUACAUUCGUAGGUUUCCGUAUUUCUGUGAUGGCUUGGAUGAGCCGUUGGUUGUUGAUUAAUAAAGACUUGAUUCCGCUGGUGUUUUACUCGUUGGGAAGCAUCGGGCUCGCUGUGAUGACAGUCAUGAACAUUAUUCUGUUUUAUCGUCUACUGCAAAGCGACUUCAUCCGCAAGAAAGACGCCUCUGUGAAAGCGGACUAAUGUUUCACUCCUUGGUGAAAGUAGAUUUUAAGUCUAAUUGCCAUAGAGAAACAAGUUUUGACUGGUUUGUUGUGCAGUUUAAUUAUUUAUUAUCGGGAGUAUGAGAAUGAAAAUGAUUAAUUGUGUGUACUAGAUACAUUAGUAACGCUGUAGCUUUAUCUGAAUAGCAUUAGAGGAUCAGUUCAGAAUGACGUCAUGACUACUUCAUGUAAUUCUGUCAGGAAUUCAUAGCUUUACUGAAGUGACUGAUUGAAGCCUGAUUUAAUCAACAAAUUAUGUUUGGUGCGUGUGAGUGCGGGCUAUGUAGGGCUAUAUUUAUAGGUUUAUAUAUAGGGCUCGACAUGGCAUAGUGCCACAAACUUGUCAAUAUUUUUAAAAUAUGUCAAAUUAAUUCACUGAAACACCUUCAUAAGUUAUUGUAAUCAAAUUAUCCAAAGUUCAAUUAUUAUUAAAUUUAAUAAAACCACUACAAUACAUGUAUCUAAAAUUUUUGGACACAGAUUGUUAAUUUUUUUCUGAUCAGCCGUGACCAUAAGAACACCAUACUCGAGGUUUUUGUCCUACCUUUUCAAUAGCUAGAUUCUAUAAUAGAAUUGAAUCGGUAAGUUGAUAUGUAAUUUUCAUUUGGACUGUCUUUGCAAUUGUUGGUUAUGAUUUCAUAAAUACUUAGAAUUUAUGCCCAGAUGUUUGGCAGUAAAUGAGCAGAACUUGACAUCAAACAAAAUGAUAUUUAGCUGCCAAUCUAUAGAUCAUGAGCUCGAGUCUCACAGACGUUUAAAAAUGUUCUGGUCAACCCUUUACUUUAAUUGCUCCAUUUCAGAAUAAUUUUGUACAAGUAACCCCCACCCACCCCCACUUCCUAUAACAAUUUCCUCUGCUGUGUUAUUUUUCCUUAAACAAAUGAUGGUUUUCAAUGAAAUAUCUAGACUAAAAGUUUAAACAUAGAAGUGGACUAAUUUAUGGUAAAUAUUGCUGUACAUCAAAAUGUUAUUCAUUGACAAGUUGUUAAUUAAAUAUAUCAUUCCAGUAUCCAUGGUAACAGUCCAGUCUUUGUCCGUAUUUUGCAUUCCGUCUUCAAGUGAUAUGAUUGCUACUUACUAUGUCCGUAAAUCAAAGUGUAAAAUAUCGGGAUUCGAUGCCAAGGCAUGAUAAGGAUUGUUACCAGCCUCCAAAAUUGAACAUUUGGAAGAUUUAUCCAAAUUUUUAAGAUUUGUAUUCCUCUCUAUAGCCAGAUUUUUCACUAAAAUUAGAGCUAUUAUUCCAGAUUUUGAUAUUAAAUGUUUAUAUCACAAAUGAUUGUCAGGGCAAAAUGAUGAUUUAAAAUGGCACUCACUUGUAGGACAAAUUCGCCUUCAAAAAGCAUUCAGUGUCUGUAUUGCCAUCGGCAAGUGUUGUCUGUGAAUUGUUCGUCUGAUUCCUUCCAAUCACCUGUCUGAACUCCAUCCAGUCACCUUAAAACCUUAAAAAGGUGGGUCAUAUGAAACUGGAACAUUUUUUUUAAUUUUAUAUAAUUAUGUUCACAAAUGUGGUAAACUAUCAUAAAAUGUGCAUCUACCAUUUUGAAUAAAUAUGUCCCAUCCCAUAUUCUGUGAGAAUGUAAGAUGAACCUUGUUUAUUUUCCAUGAUUUAAAUGUAUUGAAAACUCAGUAUAUGAACAAAUAGCAAAACAAAAACCAAAAAAAAACACCCGGAAAGGAUAUCUUGGAUUCUAUUCUCAAUUAUUUUCCAUAAUUUAAGUUAUUUUAGAUACACAGUCUGGACAAAAAAAUUUUGCUGUAUGAAUUUAUUAUUUGUAUGAUAGUUUCUCAAGGCCUAGGCAGUGGCGGAUUUAGAGGGGGGCGCAGCCGGUGCACGCCCCCCCCCCCCCCCCCCCUAAAAUUUUCAAAUUUAAGGUAAAUCGCGGCAUCUUGUUUCGGAAAAUGUACUAAACGAUAAAAGAAGCAAUAAUUUCUUCCACGCCCGGAGAAAUAAAUGACAAAAUCUUUUGAUUUCUUGAAUUACUUUAUUGGGAGAACUUAAUUUUUUCAAAAAACCCCUUAAAAUUUGGGUCAUUUUAUUAAUUUCACCUUAUUAAAAUGAUAGAAAAUAGUACAAAUGACUAAAUAGGAGAAACAUUUCAAGCCCCAUAAAAUCUGUAAAAUCCAGGAGUUUCCGGGGGCUUCUCCCCCUGAACCCCCUGGACCCACUGCCUCAUAAAGUGGCGCCCCCCGUAACCGCAAUUCCUGGAUCCGCCCCUGCUAGGUGACCUUGGUUUUAAUUGCCAUAUAUUAUUAAUUUUAUAUUUAGUUAUGUGUGUAUUGAAUACACAGAUUGAACAAAAUUUUCUGUUUUGUGAAUAUGUUUAUAGGUUAUAUUAAUUUCUCAGGGGCUGAUAACACAAGAAUCUUUCCAAAAAUGUUGUCUGAAAAACUUGAACAAUGCAAAUGAUUUUUUGGAAAUUCGCGAUUCGUAUGUAUACAAGAGAAUACAAUUAGUUUCACACUUUUCUGUGUGGGGAGAUGCUGUAGAGUGAUUUAUAUUAUUCAGGAAAAUUGUAAUGAGAGACUUUGGACUUGAAUGUCUUGUGUAUCAGAUUAGUCGGCUGUUAAAACACUAUAUGUACAAUCAUUUAUUGCCUAAACUUUUCUUGGUUCAUUUGUUCCUCUACAUGUUUGUAUUUUUGUAUAUAUGUAUUGAUUAUACUGUUGUGAGUUUCAUAGAAAAGCCUUUUUUCUAAUGAACAGAUUGCCUUAAUUACAUCAAACACAAUCAGUCUCACCAAAAGCUGCAAAAGAAGAUUUUUAUUUUGCUAUUGCAACACUUUUUAGAAUCGUGUGAUUUGCCAAGUCCCAUAACCUUUGUUAUUAUGAUAUACCUAGGUGCUAUUUGUUUCAGCUGUAAUUGUAAACACAGCGGUGCUUAAAUGGAUUAGGUUUUGUAAUAUGUUUAUGGAAGAUUUUUUUAUGUUGAUUUUCAAGUAUUGAAGAGGAUGAACAUAGGGGAAAGAACAGAAAAUAGUAUUUUCUGUAUCUGCUCAAAAAGUACCAAAUCCUAAUGAAACUAGUAUUGGUUCUACUUCCUGUAUUGAUCUUUACUGAAAUGAGUGCAUGUGCAUUUUGGCUUACAACUUACACAACUAUCACAAGCCUAACAGGAGAAGCAGAUGGGAUAUCUGGGUGUGUACAUACGAUUUAUCUGUUAGACGACGGUAAUGUCAACUCAUGAUUGUACCCAUUGUGCAUCAUUUCUGAGGGCACUAAACAAGGAAUUAUUGAUACAUAUGCGGUACAAUUUCCAUGUGUAGUUUGUAUGUGUAGUUAUAUGUCUGUGUUAUUUGUAAUCUCAACUACUAUUACUAGAAUUGUACCGUAAUAUGCAAUACUGAUAACUCUUCCUUGUUUCAUCAAACAAUCCAAUGCUUACAAUUGUACAUCAUUCUCCGACAAAUCUCCAGAACAAGUUUCUCUUCAAAUAUGGGAAUACUAAGCUGUCUGGGGCUUGAUUAUCUAUGAUUUCGCUAUUAUAAGUAAACUAGUUUUAUGGAUUUUCUCAUCAAAGCAUGAGAUGUCCACCCAGAAGGUAUAUACAUUGGCUAUUUGUUUUUAAAUCAAGCAUGGACUAUUUUCAAAGCAUUUUAAUUCAUUAUUGAUACUCAAAGAUUACAAAAAUUAGUAAUAUUAUACAGUAUAUAUGUAAUUAGAACUUAAUUCUAUGAAAGGGGCAUUAGCUGUCAACUAGGACGCAAGAACUUUUUCUUUUUAAUUCUGAACCGUACGUGAUUCAAAUGUCGGAAUGCGUCAAAAAGGAAGAAAAAUAAAUCUGUUAGUGCAAAAAAGACCUCCAAUCAAAUUUUGUGGAAAAUGAUGCAAAAUUUCUCCAUAAUGGAUUAUUUACUUCUGUCCAAUAAUGCUUCUGCCAUUGUUUCCACCUAAACAAAAGGAAUUCUUAUGUUCAAAUAACAACAAGUAUCAAUUUUAAUAUGUCAGGGGUGAUUGUUAUAUACUGUACAGCAGUUUUAGUCACCUUGGUAACAAAUGCUUCUUCAGAUAUAUUUAAACGACGUAUCAUUUUCUUUUUCUUGGUAAUAAUUAAAAAUGUAUAUCACAGUUUUGGGUCUUGUACAUUAUUUUAUGUGAUAGAAUGAAGAUGUGAAUAUUUAGCUAAUUGCAAUUAUAAAUUAUUUUUUUGGCGUUGUUAUGCUAGUGUUAAACAAGCAAACACUCCCCCAAUUUCUAGCGCUAUACACGUACAUGUAUAUAAGAUUUAUUUUGUAAUGUAUGUAAUGAUUUUAAAUUGUAAUUGUUUCAUAUGUACUAUUUUAUUUGUUGUAUUUUAUUAAAAUGGUUUAUAAUACAA
This is a messenger RNA of Ostrea edulis (European flat oyster), 6568 nucleotides long. RefSeq names its product TLC domain-containing protein 2-like. Gene Ontology annotation, cellular component: plasma membrane. The record is from RefSeq and is a predicted model, not a curated record. The transcript has 5 exons. The coding region runs from base 1475 to 2233 and encodes 252 amino acids. NCBI's taxonomy places the organism in Eukaryota, Metazoa, Mollusca, Bivalvia, Ostreida, Ostreidae. Gene Ontology annotation, biological process: phospholipid homeostasis; regulation of membrane lipid distribution; membrane assembly.